Heterocephalus glaber (naked mole-rat) is the source of this 783-nucleotide messenger RNA. The record is from RefSeq and is a predicted model, not a curated record. NCBI's taxonomy places the organism in Eukaryota, Metazoa, Chordata, Mammalia, Rodentia, Bathyergidae.
AUGUUCUUGUUCUUCUACAUUUUGACCAUGGUGGGAAAUCUGCUCAUCAUCGUGACUGUGACUGUCAGCAGGACCCUAGACUCACCAAUGUACUUCUUUCUCUCUAACUUAUCACUUAUUGACAUUGUUUAUUCAUCCUCCAUUUCUGCAAAGUUGAUUUCAGACUUAUUCUUUGGGAGAACUAUCAUAUCCUUCAGGGUUUGUAUGCUUCAGCUCCUCACAGAACACCUCUUUGGUGGCUCAGAGGUCUUCCUCCUGCUGGUGAUGGCCUGUGACUGCUAUGUGGCCAUCUGUAAGCCCUUGCAUUACUUGGUUCUCAUGAGGCAGUGCGUGUGUGUGGUGUUGCUGGCCGUGUCCUGGGCUGGAGGCUUUUUACACUCAAUAAUUCAGCUCAGCCCUGUGUAUGGCCUUCCUUUCUGUGGCCCCAAUGUCAUCGAUCACUUUAUGUGUGACAUGUACCUCUUGCUGAAACUCGUCUGCACCGACACCCAUGUUGUUGACCUCUUAGUGGUGUCCAAUGGAGGACUAGUCAGCUCCACGGCAUUUGUGCUCCUGCUCCUCUCCCAUGGGGCCAUGUUCCACUCUCUCAAGAACCUGAGUCAGGAAGGGAGGUGGAGAGCUCUCUCCACCUGUGGCUCCCACAUCACUGUGGUUGUUCUCUUCUUUGUUCCCUGUAUUUUUAUGUAUGUGAGACCAGCUAAGACUUUCCCCAUAGACAAAUCACUGAGUGUGUUUUACACCGUCAUUACCCCCAUGCUGAACCCCCUAAUCUACACCCUGUGA